This is a messenger RNA of Saccoglossus kowalevskii, 436 nucleotides long. RefSeq names its product cGMP-dependent protein kinase 1-like. The record is from RefSeq and is a predicted model, not a curated record. Gene Ontology annotation, biological process: protein phosphorylation. NCBI's taxonomy places the organism in Eukaryota, Metazoa, Hemichordata, Enteropneusta, Harrimaniidae. Gene Ontology annotation, molecular function: ATP binding; cGMP-dependent protein kinase activity.
ACAUCAGUGCAUUCAAAGAGCUCAUUGGUGCCUUAGAUGAACUGCAGAAGAAAGAUUAUGGUGAUAAACAAAGGGGUGCAACAAGAUUGAGUCAGAUUGAGAUCUCCUACUCUGCUAAGAUUAGUAAUGAGAUUAGCGAUGCCCAUAAAAAUGUCAAGUCCAGCCAAGGUUCACAGCAGGAUAUGCAGGAUGUUGCUCGCAGUAAGGCCAUUCAUGAUGAAUUUGCUGGCUUACAACUUGAAGAUCUGGAAAUUGUAGCAACUCUUGGGAUGGGUGGAUUCGGCAGAGUUGAGCUGGUUCAACUUUCUGGUGAGACAAAGAAGACAUAUGCCUUAAAGUGCUUGAAGAAGAAACACAUUGUAGAUACCAGGCAACAAGAUCAUAUAUUCUCAGAGAAAAAAAUUAUGAUGGAAGCCAAUUCCUAUUUUAUUGCCAA